Rubroshorea leprosula is the source of this 4362-nucleotide messenger RNA. NCBI's taxonomy places the organism in Eukaryota, Viridiplantae, Streptophyta, Magnoliopsida, Malvales, Dipterocarpaceae. The record is from the annotation of a GenBank genome assembly.
GUUUUUGAAGGCGGAAAGGUGAAUGAGGUUCCAGUCAUAAGGAUUUAUGGCUCCACACCGGCUGGUCAGAAGACUUGUUUGCAUGUUCACCGAGCUUUGCCCUAUUUAUAUGUUCCGUUUGCUGAUAUAUUGCCUUCUGGUUCUCAUUCUCAAGAAGAAGAUGGAGCAAUGGUGGAUGCUUUAGCUUUUUCCUUGGAGAAAGCCUUGAAGCUUAAAGGUGGUGCUGGUUCAAAAAGACAGCAUGUGCAUGGUUGCAGCAUUGUUCGAGCAAAGAAGUUUUACGGUUACCAUUCAUCAGAGGAGCUAUUUGUGAAGAUUAAUCUCUAUCAUCCGCAUGAUGUUUCCCGUGCUGCUGAUCUUCUUUUGGGAGGUGCAGUUCUUGAUAAAAGUUUGCAGCCCCAUGAGUCACAUAUUCCCUUCAUUCUCCAAUUUCUGAUUGAUUACAACUUGUAUGGGAUGGGUUGUGUACAUCUAUCAAAGAUGAAGUUUCGUCAACCAGUUCCAGGUGUUUUCAUGUCAAGGAAAUUUAAUGUUGCUGGCAAAUAUACACAGGAGAGGGAUGACUUUACUUCAGGAUUCUCUGAUUUUCAGGCAGAUUCAAGUCACGAUCCAUCGUUGAGUUCUCCAGUUUGGAUUUCUUCCAAGAUUCCCCAUGCCUGGAUCUGGAACAACUCAAGUGAAUUUGAUGAGCUAUCAGGUCAAGACAUUUGCCAUGUGAAACGGCAAAGUGUUUGUGAACUUGAAGGAGAUGCUACUAUAGAUGACAUUCUUAAUCAGCAAUUUAAAAUGUUCACAUCCCUUUCACAAAACUGCUCAGAUGUGAAAAUGGUUCAGUCACUCAUCCCAAUAUGGGAGGAAGAGUAUGGAAGGACUGGAAUUCGUGGGGAACUUUCAUGCCCUGAUCCUGACAAACCAUUUCCAGAAGAUGUUCUGAGAACUCUCUUAGUUGGUCUUGGAUUUGAGGACAGGCUAAAUGAGUUAUGUAGUGGAGUCAAAGAAGCAUUGAAUCAUGAUGGAAUAAAAUUUGAGCAUGUAGUAGUGCCUUCAACAGAAGAGAGAAAAUUGACCAUGCUUUCUCAUGUCAGUUCUAAUGACAAGUGUCCAGAUCAUUUGAAUUCUUUGGAAGGGCAAAACAUUAUGGAUUCUGGCUCAGAACUUACCGUACCAUGCAAAAAAGAGAUGGAUGCUACACCAUCUAUGCCAAAGGAUACAUGUGCUCUACAAUCACCUGAAAUCAUAGUAGCCUCAGAUCAGAAGGCUAGAGAUGUUGAAGUCCUGGAGCUUUUAAGGUGGCUUGCAACUUCUCAGGCUGCUGAAGAGAUAAACUCAGAUGAUGAACUUAUUCACAAGACUAUUCUGACUCCUCUGUUGCCUGCAACAACCAUUGAUAAGGUGCUAGAAAAAGCUAGUUUGGACUUUGAUAGUGAAUCUCAAAAAGAGUGCCAGGACAUCCUUGAUUCAAUUGAGGACUUAGUCAACUUUGAGGAUCAGAAAGAAGGAUCUUCUUCUCCUUUGGCUGAUCACACUCAAAUUUCAUUGGACAGAAAGAUCCCUCAAACAGAUGGCUCUGCUGAUGAUCUAUUCUUAACAGCUGCUGAGUUGGCUGAAAAUUCAACAAAAACGGAAGUUGAAAGUGAAUAUAAGAGAUCUUCACAAGAAUCACAACACCUCAUACAACAGGAUGGUAGUGCACGAAUUAGUAGUAAGCGCAAAAGGAAAAAUAAUCUUUGGGGCUCUUUGCCAAUUUCUAUUGCUAAAAAUGUUAGCAAUGACUUGGAUACUACCAAUUUCCAAACAAUUAAUGCAUGUGCUAAUGAAACUAAAGAAUUAAGUACAAGUUUCUCUGCUGAAAACAAAUUGGGGGAACUUUCUGAUUCUUUAAUCACUGAUAUACCUAGCAGUGAUUAUGCUACAAAGGAAGCAACCACAUUGGUUGGAUGCUCUGUUCGGGAUUUGAUGAGGAAAAAGCGAAGCCACCGAAUGGAGACUGCUGAAUCUGAUUCUCUUGGGAUGGAAAAAGUUAAUUUGAAAGGAGAAAAGGAAGAGGAUAUCUACCUCUACCCUAAGCAGUUGGAUUUUUAUGGAUUACAUGACAAUGUGCAUGAGAAGCAAGCUGCUGGGUCUCUCAACUAUAAGCCAUUAGUUAUUGAUGAGUCUGUUGCUUCCAGACCUACUUAUUCUGGUUCUGUGGAUGGUACUGCAGUCCUUUUGUCUGAUAAUGAUGAACCACGGCUGGUCAGUAAAGGUCCAGUGCAACUAGAAGAGAAAAUACCACAUAUUUUCUACUGCAAAAAUCAAUAUUCUACAAUUUCCGUCCAGCAUUUGGGAACUUCUAAUAGUACAGUUUCCAACUUUGCAGCAACUUCUGCAGGACCUAUAGGUUCUGAGUCUACUUCUGCUAUGGAUUACAGAUGGCAACAAACAAACACGAGUUGUCCAGCAAGCUGCUUAUCAGCUUUUCCUGUUAGGCAUGGUAACAUCCACAAAUGCAGCCGUGCAGGGAUAGAUUCCUUGCCAAUUUACAAGCUUGUUGGAGCAGAUGUGCCAUCUGACAUGCAGCAUGAGGAUUGUAAUGGUAAUAAACAGGAAGGAGAUAUUGGUUUAUGUGGGCCUGGAUACUUACCUGCCACAGUUGGCCAGGUAGACACAACAUCGGCAGGGUUAGUUACUGAGACCUUCUGCAAGGAGCAUCCAACAACAGCUUGGAUUGGUGUAGCAUCUGCUGACGUUUCCCUUUCAGCUACUAUCCCAAAACCUGAUGUUGAGCGAGGAAAUCGUCAAGGAACAUCAGAAGGUAGAGCUUUGGAUCAAAUCCUCCCAUUUUUGCCAGGAGAUUGCCAAGGAGGGGAGGAAGUUAAACAAAAGAACAUUGGAAAUGAAAACUCUAAUUUCUGUCAAGAAGCUUCUGCGGAAAUACCUACUUACUGUCAAAAUGAUGGCUCAUUUUUGUAUCUGUUGACACCUUUUUUGUCACCCCCUUCUGCUGAUUCUGUAAAUAGAUGGGUGUUGUGUAGUAAUGAAGGUAGUCUUGGAGAGAUCAACAAAGUGCCUGUCGAGUUGUCUUCUUUGAAAGGCUCUUCUCAAAGUCUGAAUGUUUUGGACACCCUUUCACCUGAUGAUUCUACCAAGGACACAGAGCCUGGUGUUGAGUCUUCUGUAAGACCCACAUGGGAUCAAUCACAUAAAGCGAAGGAUGUCACCUUGGCUGCUGAGUUGAAGCCAUACAGUAACAAUGUGACUGCAAUAUUGCCUGGUGAAGGAACAAUUGAAAAAUUACAUCCAUCCUCUGAUGACUCACAAGAUAUAUCUCAGAUUUCAGGUCCAGAUGGAAAAUCAAGGCCCACUCCAUUAAGUCAGAUUGGGUUUCGAGAUCCUGCAAGUGUUGGUGCUGGGCAACAACUUACAUUGUUAAGCAUUGAGGUUCAAGCAGAAUCUAGAGGGGAUCUGCAACCUGAUCCUCGAUUUGAUGCAAUUAAUGUCAUAGCUCUGGCACUUCAGGGUGAUAGUGGUUCUAUUAUUGACAUAUAUGUGCUUUUGAAUGGUAAAAAUGGAUCUUGUAAAAGUUUAUCAGUUCUACUGAGCCUACAUGUGAGAAGUGUGAAAUAGAAAAACCACAUUGGUUAACUUUGGGGUUUCUAGUGGCCUUAUAAAUAAGUUGGGCCCCUCCACCUUCCAAUUGCUUUUUUGUUGGAUGCCUUAACAGAAUUUUCACAUUAAUGAACUAGUGCUAGUUCUCUACUUAAUAUUUGGAGAAGAGUUUCAGAGAACUAGUUAACUUAAUUUUCUAUGUCAAUUUGAUGAUGCAGGAUGCUUGCCCAACAGCUAUGAUUUCUUUAAUCUUUAUUGCAGUUAUUGUAGAUUGACAUGACUAAUUUUGUUAGCCUUGUGAAAAUGCAUGUGGGCCUGAACAUAAAUUGCACUUAGCCUAUGUUAUUUUAAGAACACGUUUGUUCUUAUUAUUUAGCUCCAUAGGUUUUACUCAGCCAUAAAUUAUAUAUCAAACACAUGUAGUACAAUGUUAUAUUAUAAUAAUUGCCUAGUUGUUGUUGAAGGUGGUUAUUCUUUCCCUUCAAGUAUGCCCUUUUGGGUGUGUAUAACAUGUCUGAAUGGAAAAACAAAUGCUCCCAUUUAUUCAUUCAAAUCAUUCAACGGUGUUUCCACCGAGUGAUGCCCUUUUGCAUGUGUAAUACAUGUCAGAAUGGAAAAAUAGAUGCUCCCUUUUAUUCAGACAUAUAACUCAACAAAGUGUAAUUGAUGGCCUUCUGAUGUGCUAUAUAUAGUUGGAGUGAUAUUUAUUUCAUCAAAGGUAAUGAGAAUUGGAUAUUCUUCUGCCUUUGUUGUUCAUGUCAUGAUUACUUUUAC